Chrysemys picta bellii (western painted turtle) is the source of this 437-nucleotide messenger RNA. Lineage: Eukaryota; Metazoa; Chordata; Testudines; Emydidae. The record is from RefSeq and is a predicted model, not a curated record.
UGACCUUGGAGCCUGGAUGCCCAACUUCCCGUCCUCCAUGAGGAACCCCCCACCCCAGGCCAAGGGCACCACCUCCCUGGAGAGCUACCUGGACACCAUCCCGGAGGUCAACAGCACCAGCCUCGCUAUCUUCACCCUCUGGGUCAUCUGCUGUGAGCCAGGGGACUCGAGAUCCCUGGGCACGUACCCUGAUGAGCACUUCACGGAGGAGGAGCCCAAGCGGCUGAUCACAGCCUUCCAGGGGCGCCUGGCCCAGAUCUCCCAGGAGAUCCAAGAGAGGAACAAAUCGCUGCCCAUCCCCUACUGCUACCUGGAUCCCCACCAAAUCGAGAACAGCACAUCCAUCUGAGCCCGACCAGCGAACCCCAGGGACAGGCCCCCUGAGGCCGCUGGCAACGCUGUCCCUGAGAUCCUGUCCCAGGAGCAAUAAACCACAC